GGCUGCCCGGCUUUAUAACGCGCGCGCGCUCUCCUCCCCGCACCAUCCAUCCAUCGCAGUCCCUGCGCUGCGCAUGGACGGCACCAUGUCUACGUCCCUGGCUGCCGCCGCCGCCAACUGCCGGUGCAGCCGCGUCGUGUUCGUCGGCAACAUCCCGUUCCACGCCUCCGAGAAGGAGCUCCGCGACGCCUGCGAGCUGAUCGGCCCCCUCCGCUCCCUGCGCCUCGCCGCCGACCCGGCCACCGGCAAGCGCAAGGGCUACGCCUUCGUCGAGUACCCCGACGACGAGACGGCGCGCAGCGCCUGCCGCAACCUCGACGGCCACCCCCUGCGCGGCCGCGAGCUCCGCGUCGGCCUCGCCGGCCGCCACCGCCGCCGCCGCCCCAGGGGCGACAGCGAGCCCGUCGGCCUGGAGGACGCCAUCCACGCCGCGUCCCUCGUCGCCGGGACGCCCCCGCUCGACUCCGUCACGCGGUUCCUGGCGGCGCGGUCGGCGCGGGAGCUGCGGGAGAUGGUGGCCGCGCUGGAGGGCGACGGCCCCGACACCCUGAAGCUGCUCGAGGAGCACGUCCCGGGAUUGGCCACGGUCAUGGAGCAGGUGCGUCAUCUUCUGGACAUGGCGGCCGCGGAUGAAGCUGCAGAGGAGGCCAAGAACAAGAAGCGGGCGGCGGCGGCGGAGUCCACCGACGAUCACCGCGCCAAGUUCGCGAAGGUGGAAGUGGAAGACGGCGGCUUCAAGCACAAGAUCGCGGUCUCUGCUGUCGGCGUCACGUGUUUCUGAUCAGUUGUUCUUGCUGUCUCGGCUCUGGCCCUCUACCGUGAUUGUUUCCUGGCCUCGUAGUUCGACUAGGAGGAAACAGAUGUAAUCUAACACCUACGCUUGCAGUUGCAGCA
Molecule: messenger RNA, 894 nt
Organism: Setaria italica (foxtail millet)
Lineage: Eukaryota; Viridiplantae; Streptophyta; Magnoliopsida; Poales; Poaceae
Product: cleavage stimulating factor 64
Exons: 1
Coding region: 74-781 (235 amino acids)
Cellular component (GO): mRNA cleavage and polyadenylation specificity factor complex
Molecular function (GO): mRNA binding
Source: RefSeq, a predicted model, not a curated record